CGGUAGGGCGGAAGAGUGUGCUUGCGGGGCCUGGAGAAGCGCAGGCUGGGGGCCACUGCCUUGUUCUCCCUGUCCAAAGGACGGGCCUGCAGAUAUAUUUCCAAAAGUCUUCCUCGCUCGGCAGUUAGAAAAUUCUCCGUGUCUUACUAGGCCCUUGCUUGCAGCCAGCCGCUGGCCGCCGCCAUAUACGAGCUCCUGCCCCUGUGGUGAUCAAAAGCGGGUUCUCCCGCGACUCCGCCCCUUUCCUUUUCCCUUUCCGGACUUGGAAGGCCAGCCUUAGCGGCGCAAAACCAUAAAGAUAAGCGACUGGAAAGUCUCUUCAAAGUCUCGCGAUACUAGUUGUGUCUUGUCGCGGGCUGGAGCGGGUGUGUUUGGCUCCCGCUCUGUCAAGAGGCUCUGGCGGCCUCCUCGAUGGUGACUGGAGGGCCAGCGGAGUGGUUCGGCGCUGGGGUAAGCGUGGGUUCCAAUAGGGGUUGCAGGUGCCAUGGCAACUAACUGGAAGAGAGUAUUGGUGAUGUUGCUUGCCUUUCAAGGACUUCUGAUGGCAAGUGCUUAUGAUGAGGAAGAUGUACCUGAAGAAUGGAUUCUCCUCCAGGUAGUUCAAGGUCAGAUUGGUGCUGGAAACUACAGCUAUUUAUGGCUACAUCAUGAAGGAAAGAUUGUGCUUCAAAUGCAGAGUUUAAAAGGUGAUGCAGACUUGUAUGUAUCUGAUGUGACUCUUCGCCCCAGUUUUGAUGAUUAUGAAUUGCAGUCUGUAACUUGUGGCCAAGAUGUGGUUCGUGUGCCAGCGCACUUCCGCCGACCAGUGGGAAUAGGGAUUUAUGGUCAUCCCUCUCACCAGGAAAGUGAAUUUGAAAUGAAACUAUACUUCGAUCAAACAGUUGUAGCGUAUCAAUUUGGUGGUGGUUCCUACAAUCCAGAAGAUAUUGAGAUGAGCCGGAAGCAGUUUCAUUCAACAGAAGACGAAUCUCAGGAUGAAGAAUCAGUCUUCUGGACUAUAUUGAUUGGAAUACUGAAACUAAUACUUGAAAUGCUUUUUUAAAUUUAUAUUUAAACACAACUGGUCUUCAAGUGUGGACAGUCUGUAAAAUUGAAUGAAUGCUUUUCUGUGAGCAUUAGUACUGACACUUUCUAUGCUGGGGAGGAAAAAUAAAGCCAUAAUUAAUUUUGUAUUGUAAGUUUCCCCCAGAGCUACACUGUAGCAUGCACAGUAUUUGUACAGUUUUCCCUUGACUGAUAAGGGUCUAAUCUGAAUCAAUGUUGCAGUUUACUGUAACUGAAUAAAACUUAUUUUCUUUACAAA
Hemicordylus capensis (graceful crag lizard) is the source of this 1303-nucleotide messenger RNA. It is a transcript of the gene C1H6orf120, whose product is annotated as chromosome 1 C6orf120 homolog. NCBI's taxonomy places the organism in Eukaryota, Metazoa, Chordata, Lepidosauria, Squamata, Cordylidae. The transcript is spliced from 2 exons. The record is from RefSeq and is a predicted model, not a curated record. Bases 485 to 1042 code for a protein of 185 amino acids.